AUGUCGCGUGAAAGCCUGCCCCAGGACAUUAUCCUGCUGAUAUGCCAAGAACUCACCUGGCAGCGCGACUUUGGAACGCUCUUCAACUGUUCCCUAGUUAGUGUAAGAGUGGCCAGUCUUGCAUUGGAGCAAUUGUACAGCAUUCACGAGCUGUCCCCAGCCAAUACCGCAGAAACCUUCAAUCUUUCGAAAGUGGCAAGAUUGUGGAAAUCCCUUCUCCUGUCAAGUAUCGGGAAGACGGCAUAUCCAUACUGCACGUGGAUUCGAUCACUCUCUCUUGGCAACUAUGGAUCGCUGCUUGAAGAUAUCUGGAACAACAAGGCAGUCGACCUUCUUGAGCCUCUCGAGGAUAUGAAACAGUUCCUAGUUCUACGAGGAAAUCAGACAUGGAAAACGAAGAUCACCAGAAAUCGGGGAAUGCCCUUUUUUGACUUUCAGCGCUCUAUGACUGAAUCCGGGGAUUCACUUACUCUUUAUAUCAAACAGAUGGCCGACCUUUCCAAGACCGCCGUAUCACUUAAUCAUCUCGAAGCAAGCUCAUUGCCAGCGGAUCUCCUCCCGGUGUGGAUAGCACGCAUCCCCUCACUCCAGUCUCUCCAAUUGCAAGAAGCAUCGGCGCUGACUCCAGAAGCGGCGAGUGCCAUUGCGAGAUGGUGUCCCAAGUUCUCCGAGUUUGUUUGUCUGCUAUGCUCAGGUGCCAGCGCGGACGAAAAUGUCGCCAGUUUUCUCCAGAUUCUCCCCCGUGACUCAUUACAGUGUUUCGAGAUCAUAAGUUACAACGACAUCGGCCUGCAGACGCUGAGAGCGCUCAAUGCACACGCUCGGUCACUAAAGACUCUCACUCUGGGCAGUCUGCCCGGCGACGUGAUGAACUCCCUGAAUGCCCUGCCCUCGUGCACCGCAAUUGAACAUCUCUCCCUGGAAAAUCAGCGACACAACCCUUGGCACCUUGCAGGGAAUGACAAUCUGCUAAAGCAAGUGGUAGACUGGAUCGGGUCUUGCAAGAACCUCCGGACACUGAAGCUAUCCAAUAUUGGCGACAGCUUACUGAUAAUCAAGGAUGUCUUGGCAUCUCCCAAUGUACAACUGCUCGCCUUGGAUCUGCAAGGAUUCUCUUCGCAGGGCGAUAUACUUGACGCUGCUGCUUGGUCAGCACUGGGGCGUCAGGAGAUACUCGAGGACCUCACCAUUGGCGGUCUAGACGGAAUGCCUGAUGCCCUUGUUGUACACGAAACUCCAGUUCUAGCAGAUUCAAUCUGUCAACUCAGACACCUCAAGAAGCUCGAUCUAAAACGGGCAUCAAUUCGUGCAAUCGAGCUUCGUCAGAUCGUGACGGCUCUACCUCAAUUGACGAACCUGGGUUUUGGUGGAGAAUGGAUCGACGAUCAGAUUCUCGAGUCGGUUAGUAACCUUCAAAACCUGAAGAGCCUUUUGGUAAAUGCCUUGUCGGUCUUCACAUUUGACGGCCUUCGAACAUUUGCCACGAAACUCGACCCUGAGCAACACAAGGGCAUCGUGGUUGAAAUCAACAACCAAAUAGGCAAAUGGAAAUUCGACAGAGAUCAAGAAGAUUGGCUUAUCGAGUACUUCACAACUGAGCUCGAGGGCAGAAUUGAUAUUGGCGUCUUCAAGGACCCCGAUGAGGCUCAUGAGGACGACUUUACUUCAGCUUCCGAUUAG
This is a messenger RNA of Pestalotiopsis fici W106-1, 1680 nucleotides long. RefSeq lists its product as uncharacterized. The record is from RefSeq and is a predicted model, not a curated record. The transcript is spliced from 2 exons. Bases 1 to 1680 code for a protein of 559 amino acids. NCBI's taxonomy places the organism in Eukaryota, Fungi, Ascomycota, Sordariomycetes, Amphisphaeriales, Sporocadaceae.